CGGCUACAAGUAGCCAUUGGCUCUGGUUAGAAUUUUUGAGGAAAUUAGCCGUUUCUUGUAGCCGUCCUUGGUGACGUCGUGUAGUUCUUACUCAAUCGUUUGUCAUUUGAAAGGACAAGCAAGCAUUUCCCUGGGAAAGUGGCUUAUGUGGAGGAGAUAAGCGCUCUGCUCCUGCAUUUCCGUUCCUUCGGCUUUGCUGUACUUCACAGCUUCUGUCGACGACUUGAAUUCAAGGAAUGGCAUUCCAGCCACUAAAUGAGAAGCAUCGCAUGCAGCGUACAGCAACACUUUCUCGGCAAGUUCUGGAGCGAGCAAAAAAACGGAAAUUGUACUGGUGCCUGCCUUCUCAUCACCAAAGCAGGACCUUUCGGCAGGGAGAGGCUGAUGUUUCUCUUGAAGUUGCUUUUGCUGCAGUUGCUGAACACCUGGCCUGUAUUUCUGCAGUGUGCGAGAAUUACUACUGUUCAGUACCACCAUUUCAGUUUGAGGAGAAUGAAAUUGAACAUAUUUUUCGCUACCACAGCAGGGAAGCUUCUCAAAAGUUGCUAAGAGCAUUUGAAGAUGAGGAAAAGAAAAAUGCUCCAAUAAUGGAAAAGCAAAAUGUUCCAGGAGUGAGAAAGCCUGAACGUCACAAAACUGAAGCAACUGCUGUAACUGAACCAACUACAUUAAUUCCAGCUCAGCCAUCUGCAUCAGAAGAGAUCCUCAUUGAAGUGUCACCUGGCUCAUACAUAAUCAACACAACUUCAUAUGAUGACACAAUCAAAGAAGCACACCUAGUUAAUGUUCAUCCAGGAGAAAGUGUAAAUCUGGUUUUUCAUUUAUCUCCUAAGAAUGACAAUUAAAAUCAAUUUCAAUGUCUGAA
Ahaetulla prasina is the source of this 865-nucleotide messenger RNA. RefSeq lists its product as uncharacterized. The record is from RefSeq and is a predicted model, not a curated record. NCBI's taxonomy places the organism in Eukaryota, Metazoa, Chordata, Lepidosauria, Squamata, Colubridae. Gene Ontology annotation, biological process: regulation of non-canonical NF-kappaB signal transduction. Gene Ontology annotation, cellular component: nucleoplasm. The coding region runs from base 237 to 845 and encodes 202 amino acids. The transcript has 6 exons.